Strongylocentrotus purpuratus (purple sea urchin) is the source of this 7879-nucleotide messenger RNA. Its product is annotated as protein capicua homolog. Gene Ontology annotation, biological process: regulation of transcription by RNA polymerase II. Bases 57 to 7409 code for a protein of 2450 amino acids. Lineage: Eukaryota; Metazoa; Echinodermata; Echinoidea; Camarodonta; Strongylocentrotidae. Gene Ontology annotation, cellular component: nucleus. The record is from RefSeq and is a predicted model, not a curated record. The transcript has 20 exons. Gene Ontology annotation, molecular function: RNA polymerase II transcription regulatory region sequence-specific DNA binding; DNA-binding transcription factor activity, RNA polymerase II-specific.
CCACUGUUUAUUUCAUUUCAGACUCGCGACCCCAGAUUGACCCGUCAAAAUUUGACAUGGACGAGGCAGAGGCUGCCAACAUGCUGAUUUCAUUGGGCAACUCGCGAUCGGGAACGCCGUCUUUCGCACCGAUACAGCACCACUCGGCUCCCCAUUCUCCCCGAUCUGCUUCCAAGACCCCUUCGCCUGCUCACUUUGGCCACCGCAGCCAGACUACUUUCAUGCCCAUCUCUCAGAUGCAACACGGUUCUCACUCUGGCACUCCAAGCCGCUGGGGAAGCAGUACUCCAAUCUCUGGCAGAUCAUCUGAGGUUACGUCUCCUAGACUCCAGCUUGGUCACAGCUCCGGCUCUACCCCAACUGUUCAGACGGGACUCAAUUUCGCCACUCCGGUCAGUCCUCACAAGCUCCAGAUUCGUAUGGAGCACGCCAAACGCGAGUAUUCCAGGAGAACAGAUAGCCAGGACUCUGGAGUGGAGCUCAGUGGUAGCACCCCCAAGUCACCCGUCUCGGCCCAGCUCUCUGGGUCUUCAUCGGUCACGCCCAGCCAGUUGUCAGGACAGCACAUCUUAUCGCCGGUCAACGUCGCCAAGCAGCAGCAGCAAAGAGCAGCACCGACACAAGUUCAGCAGCACCUGCAGCAACAGCAGCAUCAGCCUCAAGGAGAGAAAAGCCACUUUGAGUUCCCUCCACCACCGUCUGAGAACAAACUGCGAGCUGCACUCUUGGCUCCACCAAAUCAGACGAUGUCUGGAAGCAUUCAUGUCCAGGCAACCCAGACAAGCCCCAGUAAUGAGAAGACCAGUAAGGUAGCGCUAUCAAAGGAAGGACAUUCAGGAGAUGAUGUGUUUGUACAGGAUAGCAGGAGGAAGCACAAGAGUGGUGACCAGGGGCGGGAGGUUCCCACGCAAGGGGGGCGGAUCGUACCCCAAGGGGAGCAACAGGUGGGUCAAGCCCCACUGACACCGUCGGCCUUGAUACCACUGGCAUCAAAGGCCGCAAAGGACAACAACAGCAAAGGAGAAAAGAAAGAUGGAAGUGCACAAGUUGUUGUCCCACCAGGUCACGUGCCUGUCUUCUACUGGCAUUCUCUGGUCCCGAUCUUCAACAUCAGCCAUCCCUCCGCCUCCUCCUCUCCAACACCCAGUGAGGCCCAAGCCAUACCUGUCAAUCAACAAGCAGCAACCAAUCAGAUGCAAGGUGAAACGGUGAAGCUGUCUGGGGUGAGAACAGUGCAGGGAACAACCAUCCUGGGCAAACACGAUGGCCUCCUGCCAAAGAGAGAGGAAGGACCCAGUGCAUUCACCUUCCCACCCACGGCUGGUAGCGUAUCUCCUGGUAAGAGACGGUCACAGUCCCUUAGCUCUCUACCCAAAGAUGAGAAGGAACCUCGCAGUCCAAGGAAGAGUCGAGAUAAAGACCACGUGAGGCGUCCAAUGAAUGCUUUCAUGAUCUUCAGCAAGCGUCAUCGAGCACUGGUCCACCAGAGACACCCUAACCAGGACAACAGGACGGUCAGUAAGAUCCUAGGAGAAUGGUGGUAUGCACUCAAGCCCAAGGAGAAACAGAAAUACCAUGAACUGGCAUUCCAGGUGAAGGAGGCUCACUUCAAGGCGCAUCCAGACUGGAAGUGGUGCAGCCGAGAACGCAAGAAGUCCUCCAGCGGCGGGACCGGCGCUCAUUCCACCAGCCCUAUGGCUAGCCCUGGUCCCUUGACUAGCCCAGGCCCUCUGACCAGCCCCUGUCCCGUCACCAGCCCUCUCCAGCUUCUCUCCCCUUCCCAUCACAUGAUGAGCCCCCUGACUAGCCCACUCCCCAUGAUCAGCCCCAGUCAGCUGACUAGCCCAAACUCCUUGCCUCGUGCUAGCCCGAGCUCGUUGCCUCACGCUAGCCCCAGUAGGAUGAUGAGUCCUGGAAGGCUCAGGAGUCCCCUGCAUGGGGAGAUCCACAAGGAGAAGAGGAGGCUCUUUGAGUCUGAUAGUGCGGACUCUGGUCCAAGUCCGGCCUGGGAACCUGUCAAAUCCGAUUCAGACAGGACCUCCGCCCUCGUCACCAUCCCCGAGCAGGAGAAGAUGCCGCCCUCUACCAUCAAACAGAGUCCAGUGCCCAUGGAGCGUUGUCAGUCGGCGGCCAUGUUGCAGCUCCCUCCUAAGAAGCGCUCUCUGAGUCUGAGUCACAUGACAAUGGGAAGCCCGACCAACAUCCAUUCUCCAAGGCCGACGCUGCCCACGCCCAAGCAGACGACGCCCAAUCCCGACAGUACUCCCGGCACUGCCUCGCCCCCUAAGGCCAAGGCAGGGGACGAGCCUUCUAGCAUCAAGCCUCUAGCACCCCUCACCCCUCUCAAGCAGCGCCCCAGGCCAAGGCUGGAAUCGGAGGAGACUCUGAGCGAUGAGGAGAGGAUGGUGAUCGAUGAGGAGGGUGACGAUGAUGUCAUUGUGGCCGCUGAUGUAGAGAAGAAGAAUUUACCACAAAGCAAACGCAUCGAUCUGGAAUGCAAGGAAAAUGUGGAAGACAGUGAUUCUGAGACAGAAUCUGAAAAUGAGACAACGAUUGAGAACAAAGCAUUCCCUCAACAGCGCUUUUCGCCAGUCAUGAAACAGCAGCUUCCACCCUCGGACAAGCCCUACAGGCCUAAGCCAAUCAAAAUCAAGCCUGAUUCAAACUCGCCAAUCAGGACUGAGAUAGGUGGGGAUCAGACAGAUGGUGCAGCUUCGCGACCGGUGACGUCGAAGAGUACGUUCCAGCCCACCGGUGCUGUGUUCAAGGCACACUCUCCGCGCGGGAGGACCGAUGCUGUCGGGGGGAGCAAAGCGAAAGCUUUCCAUGAGUAUCAUCCAUGGAAGAAAGGAAGAGCUGACUCUGGUCAGCCGCAAAAUGUGUCAAACUCAGAGCCUGCUGGACAGGAAAAGACAAAUGAACCAAAGGAAAUUCAGGGUACAACGCAUCAGGGAUUUGAUGAUAGAAGUGCGAAGGACCAGAGGGACACUGGAGUCUCUGGACAAGAGCCUCAGCAUUCCACACCCAGAGAGGCACUGGUCAGAAACACUCAUUCGGUUGGAUUGCCAACCACCGUGCGCAUUGCACCAAGCCCAGGGGCUGUGAUCGUACCUGGUCAUGUGACGAUAGCUCCAAACAGGCCAUCGUCUACUCCGGCCAACUUUAACCAAUCAUUGCCAACAUCUGUCAUCGUUGCAAGAACGACGGAUAUCCAAAGCAAUGUCCAAGGAGGUGGAAAUUUGGCGACGUUGGUGCCGUCGACGGUCCAAGCAAUCAUGAGCAGAAGAUCUACCUUGCAGCGGGCGUCCAGUAUGGAGUUCCAGAGUGGUGUGGUGCAGAUCGGGAGACCAGGUGGACUCACAAGUGUGACUAUUGCUUCACCCAGUACACCAACGACUCCUAAGCCAGGAUUUGCAAAUAUCAAGCCCCUCACCACCAACAUGAUCGCAACGAACGCUGUCAAUGUCAAUACGAUUCAGGGGAAGAUACUCGCAACCCCACCUCCAGCGGAAGCACCGUUGCAGGUCCCGACGACUCCAACCGUGCUGACGAACUUGGUCUUGAAGCCGAAUGGGAGUGUGGUGCCGAUGCAGACGUACAACAUGACCCAGAAUCCUGCUAUGGCGCAGCUCCAGUACAUCCUGCCCUCCAUUCCUGCACAUAUCAACACGGGUUCAAAGGUCACAGGUACCACCAAUGUCCAGGUCGGGAGUCUUCAGCUUACCCCGACCCAACCUCAGUCACAGGUGACCAUCAAGGCCGUACCCCAGCCAAACCAGGUCACUCUGGUGACCAAUCAGGCUCCAGGGGUUGCUCCACAUGCAAUAUCGGCUACGUCCAUCAACCAUGCUGCACCCAACACAGGCAUGAUAACGCAACAGAUCUUCAACCAUGGAAACAUCCAUACGGUUAUCCCAGUGAUCACGACGCAACCGCUACCGAUGAACCUAGCCCAGCAGGUCGUCACUGUGUCGCAGUCCUCCGGCUAUCAGUCCUCUGGCUAUCAGACCUCCGGCUAUCAGACAUCCGGCUUUCAGACCUCGGGCUAUCAGACCAACAACUUGACUGCACCUCAAACUCAACAGAGAGUCACAAUAGGUCCCGGGGCGAGCUCACAGCCGGUCAACAUCAUCACCCAGCCCUGUAGCCCAGUGGUCACUGUGGCCGCAGCAGGUAUGGGCAAGUGCACUGUAUCCACUCAGGCACUGACCAUCGCUAAUACAGCGCUUCUCACGUCACAACAGCAGCAGAGAUUCGUCUUGCCACACGGUCAAAGGACUGUGACGUAUGUACAGCCAGCACACGCUGCCUCACCCAGCCCUAUGAUCAUCCAGCAAGGAGACGCACUGAGAGGGAACGGAGGUAAGAUCCAGGUACCAGCUCUGAUCCAACCAGCCAUCAUGCCAGUCAAGACUGCCAACACUCAGGGUUCAACUAAGAUUUUACCAGCAACCAAAGCUCCUGUGCAGCCUCAGCUGCAGCUCCCCAUCGUCACUCCCAAACCUGUCAAGACGGUACCUCCUCUCAACCCAGUCUUCAACCUCGCCCCUUCCCACCAGCAGACAUCCCACCCAUCUCAACAACCCAUCACCGGUAUCGUCAUGACGACCAACCCCGCCCAGCAGACAUCCUCCUCCUCCUCCUCCAUGUACGCCACGCCCUCGUCGUCCUCGUCGAUGACGAUGUUUGCGGCCCCGCAGCCAGGCAUGAUCCCGUCGGGGAUGACGCUGUCGACCACGAGCACCACCACGAGGCAGGUGAUGAUGCAGGGUACGACUAUGGUCGGGCAGCCCAUCCCGAUCACAGUGUCCAUCAAGCAGGGCGAUGCAGCGCCCUCUAGAGGAACCAUCAGCGGGAUGUUACAUCAUUCCAACACCGCACCCAUCUCAACAAUAGGUCAGCCACAGCUUCAGAUUGAUAACUCGAGCAUCCAGCCCGGCCCCAAGAAGAUAAAAGCCACUCUGGCUACCAUCCCCGUCGUUACCACCCUACCUCCCCACAGCCCUUCAGGGAUCGCCCGUACGACCAUGGGCGCUACCAUGCAGAUAGGCCCCUCCAACGGCACCGUCUUCACCUCGGGGGGCAUCCCCUCAGCGAGCGUGGGCUACGCCAGCUACGCAAGCUACAAAGCCAUGCCCAAGCUUGCACCCAUCCAGAGUGCAUCAUCCAGUGAGAAAGGGGCAGGGAAGAGGAGUGUGAUCAGCGGUGGUGGGAAAGAGGGUAGUUCAGACAAGAGUGCAGUUCCGGGGAAGGUUGACGGGCAGAGUGCGAACAGGCAGGGUGCCGAUGAGAGUCGUGCUCAUGUGGCGCAGCCGGCUCAAAGCUCGAAGUAUAUGACAAGAAAUCGUCAGGAGGACUCGAGAAAAGACUCCCAAGCAGAUACAAACAAAAAGAGUCUGAACAGGGAGGUGAAAGCAAAUAGGAGAGAAGGUGAAAGGCCUCAAACCCAUUCACAUGUGAAUGAUAAACCUGCAAUGAGAGGAGAUGAUGAUGUCGAGAAGCCGGGUACAGACAGAUCGGAAACGGACCAAUCGGAGACUAUCAGUACUAACCAAGAAACUAGUGGACAGGAUGCAGGUCAUGAGGAGGAUGGAGGUCAUGAGGGGUCAAAGGGCAAGCUGCAAAGGUCAUGCAAGGGUCGACUGUACAAAAAACACAUGGAGGAGAAUGGCAAGGGAGGCAAACCUCCAAGGAGAGAAACUAGGUCCAGCAAAUCAGCGGAGAGUCCAGUCCAGGAUGAAGAGACCAUCUCUCAGUUGCCUAGCAACAAGGAUGCAGACCAUCUGUCAUCGUCAUCAUCACCAGCACCAGCAACAGCAGGAGGGGGAGAGAGUCCAGAGGAAGGACGGAAGGAGGAGGAGAGAAAGAGGGAGGAACCAGCCGAGUCGAUGGAGAGGAAGGAUGAGGGAUCACAAGAGGGCACUCACAGACAAUCAUCACCAGCAGAGAUGUCAUCCAAUGAACCGGCUUCCGCCCCCGCCCCUCGGCCAGCUCACAACAACCCGCCAGAUCUCCACACCCCUACCAAAGAAAACGGACUGUCCAACAAGCCUGCCACAGGCGAUACUUCUGCUGCAUCCGCGUCCACCUCAGUUGCCAUGGAUAUGCAUGCAUUAUCAGGGGGAGAGGCUGCAGGAGUCAAAGACGCAAGGAACCUGUCACACAUACUGAAGAGGAAAAUAGACGAUGGCAUGGAAAAAUUCCCUAUUUAUAAAUCCAGGGUCCUUGAGGAGGUGAACUUUGAAGCUCAGUUCAGGCAGCUUCCGGAGUAUCAUCCUGAGGACCAUACCAACGAGAGGAACGUCAUGCCCCUCACCGCAGAGGCCAUCGUGAGCAGCUAUAGGAGGAAGAGAAAGGGCUCCACAAGUAAGAGCGAGUGUGAUUCAGACAACGACCCGACCUCGCCCUGCAAGCUCAAGUCACCCCACCGUAGAAGCUCCAGUAGCUCCGAACCCAGUACGCCGGGCAAGAGAGUGAUCGGAGAUGACUCUGUCUUUAAGUUCAGUGACAAGUCCCCCAUGGAGUCUUAUAGUGGCCAUAUGCGAGAUGAUAUAGACGAGUUUGAAGGAGAGCUGGAACGCUCUGCCUCCUCCUCCUCCUCUUCCCUCUCCACACUGCGAAGGAUCUUGGAUCAGAGACGGAUCCUCGUCACCGAACUCUUCAAGAACAAUGGCUAUUUCCCCUCGGCUCCGUCGACUGCUGCAUUCCAGUCCAAACACCAGGACAUGUUCCCUUCAAAGAACUGUCUGCAGCUGAAGAUCCGUGAGGUCCGUCAGAAAAUCAUGCAGCAGUCCUGGGAUGAAGAAGGGCCGGACGGAGAAGCUGCCGUACCAGGUACUCCGUCCACACCAAAGUCUCCAGCGCCCGGUAAACUUCACCUGACGUCUGUGAAGAGUGUUCGCCUAGGCGGUCCCAACCCCUCCAGCAAGAUGGCUCUAUCAUCUACCCCUCUCAGCAGCUCCAACUCUGCCCUCACCGCCAAGUUCACCCUAACUCCAGCCCCGCCCCCAUCCCCCAUGGCACGAGGGGGUUCCCCCAACCCUCAGGGCUCCCCUACCAUGAGCAAGUUCCAUUACUCGCCCCACAUGAGCCAGCAACCCAAGCCCAUGUCACCGUUGGUCAAACUCUCUGCUCCUCAACAGGCCCAACCAGGCUCCCCGGCCCUCCACACCAUCUCGGUUCCCUCGCCUGCUCUGCAGCACGGCCAGACCAUCUUCGUCUAUCCGGCCAGCCCCGGUGUGAACCAGUUCCAGCAUGCUCAAGCUGCCCAGGGCAGACCACCUACCACUAUUAUGCAAGGAAUGGCACCCCCCGGGGCAGCCAGUGGAGGGGUGACACACAUAGCCCUGCAUGGGCAACCUCAUAUCAAUCUUCAAGGCAAUGGAAGUGGUAACCAGACUCCCAAAUGAAAAUGAGAGUACAACCCCCUUUGUAAAGUUUUAAAAAAAAGGCUCCACCCCUUGAGGAGCCCAACUUAUUUUACUUUUCAUAAAUAUCCUUGGAAUGCUAGGCAGGCAAAAGCUCUUAACUAUUUGCUUUGAUGAUGUCGCUGAAGGGGUCGCACACCUAGCCCAUAAAUGGGUCAUAUGCUAAGAAUUUACCUGUUUAUUUGCACAUGAGGCAAGGAGGGGGAAUCUACUUUCCUUGACACUUUGCUUUGGUCUUCAGUGCAGCAAGCUUUAAACAUGAAGUGUGAGCAUAGCAUGCUGUUUACCAAAGUGACUUUCACCUCCAAAGUAUGGAUUUGAUGAACUUGAGAAGUGAAUGAGCCCCAAUCACUGUAUGAGUAGAGAAAGUUAAGCAUCUUGGGGAACUAUCCAGUCACAAGUAAUGAGGAUCAUCUGAUCUAGAACAGCUUUGCUUAGUGGCAGAAAAAAAA